Mesorhabditis belari is the source of this 930-nucleotide messenger RNA. The record is from the annotation of a GenBank genome assembly. NCBI's taxonomy places the organism in Eukaryota, Metazoa, Nematoda, Chromadorea, Rhabditida, Rhabditidae.
AUGCUUUUCAUUUUCCUCCUGCUAACAACUCGAAUUUUCUGUGAAGGAAAUACCCUCCCAAAUCAGUUUCAACGAUUUGGAUUGAUGAUUUCAAGAGGUCAUCCCGAUGAAAGUCAAGCGAUGUUUAGCAAUGAUUUUCGGCAUUCAACAAGCUAUCAAAAUGGCUUUCAAUCUCAAAAGUCGAGAGAUUUUUUGAGGAACAAUUUGAUGAGAAAUGAAAUGCUGAACUUUGCUCGACCAAUCACUAACAACAAAAAUCGAUUGACGUACGGAUUGCAGAAAGAAACGGAGUCAUUCUACUAUCAACAGAGGGCACAAAUACGAAACGGACAAGUGAUGGGUGGAAAUCGUGGAAGCUAUGGACAGUAUGCGGUGGCUCCUGUUAAGCAAGACGCAUACGGACAAUCAGCUGUCGAUCACAGUGCCAGCUAUCCGGCAAUCGCCCGUCCUCAGCGUCCCCAAUUGCCCUCAAUCCAAGGCUCGGCGUACGGGCAACUGCUGCCCUACAAAAAUCCCGGAAAUCCCUACAUAAAUGGAUAUUCGACGACAAUCGGAACACCAUACGGCCAAUACAAAACCCGUCAACCUACGCAAACCGGCUACAACGAGCUGCCGGUUUCAUCGCUUUCCCGUUUGUACAGCUUGAGACCCGACGAGAUUUACACUCGGCCAACCGUUACGCCUGGGAAUUCUUAUGCUUUCACUCAAUCUCCUUCCACAAAUCGGCCAACACUGGUGACGAUAAAUCCGAAGAUCGAAUUGAAUACAAGAUCGACGAUUGAAGAGCACUUACCAACCACUGCAACCACUGCAGUCACCGAUUUUUCAACCACUCCCGAGCCAACACAAAGCGCCAACACGAUCACUCUCACUCCGCAAGCGUUUCAGCUGGAAAAUCUCGAGGAAUUGAAAAGAUCAAAGAAAAUCGUC